CAACACCAGAGCAAGCCGUCUCGUUGGUUGAAGCGCGCGUUCCAGAAAUGGGCAGCAGCGGCAACACUUUAAAAAGGUUGAGCAAACGCUGCCUCCUUCGACUCUCCGCCGAUUGCCAUUCGCUCCUCCAUGGGAAAAGCUUCGGCGAAGCUACUCUUACGAGCCAAAGAUGGAGACUUUGCCCCUUGUCUUCCCCUUGUAAGCUCGCAGGUUUCAAAGGUGCUCCUCCUUCGCGUGCCUUUUCAACGUCGUCAUCGUCAUCAAAGGUCGGGUUUUUGCGAUGGUAUUUAGCGAAGCUCGAAUCCAAACCUCUUAUUACGAAAGCUGUCACAACUUCAAUUAUCUUUGCUGCUGCUGAUUUCACAUCCCAGAUGAUCACUUCAGAAUCUUCUGGUUAUGACUCAAUAAGGACAUUACGAAUGGCUGCUUAUGGGUUGCUUCUCUUGGGGCCGUCACAACAUCUUUGGUUUAACUUAUUGUCAAAAGCUUUGCCCAGACGGGAUAUGCUGACAACCUUCAAGAAAAUGUUUUUGGGGCAGGCUGUCUACGGACCUGUGAGCACUACAGUUUUCUUCUCCUAUAAUGCAGCUCUACAAGGCGAAAGUGGUGAAGAGAUUGUGGCUAGAUUGAAGCGUGACCUCCUCCCGACAUUGAUAAAUGGUGCUAUGUUCUGGCCGCUCUGUGAUUUUGUUACAUACAAGUUUGUACCUGUUCAUCUCCAGCCUUUAAUGAACAGUACAUGUGCCUACAUAUGGACAAUUUAUUUGACAUACAUGGCAAGCUUAAAGAAAGUGAGCAUCGAUUAGUGAUUGUUUUGACUUCACUUCUGCGGAAUUAGAUUGGUAAGGUUAGCUUCGCUGUUGAACCAUUCUGAUUCGCGAUUCUCGUUAUUCUUUUCUUGAGCCACGAAAUAGGGUUUUGGGGGCUUAGUUAGUUAUUACUGUUCUCUAUUACCAAGGAACUAUAAUUUAGUAAUUUCAUCUCUGAUAUGUUGCUGAGGAGAGGGAAUUUGAGUAAAGAGAUAUGAUGUUGUUCUUGACCCUACCAUGGAUCUGAUUUCGGUUGAUUA
Theobroma cacao (cacao) is the source of this 1069-nucleotide messenger RNA. RefSeq lists its product as uncharacterized. Lineage: Eukaryota; Viridiplantae; Streptophyta; Magnoliopsida; Malvales; Malvaceae. The record is from RefSeq and is a predicted model, not a curated record. Gene Ontology annotation, cellular component: cytoplasm; membrane.